Messenger RNA from Penicillium subrubescens, 1560 nucleotides. RefSeq names its product Zn(II)2Cys6 transcription factor domain-containing protein. Gene Ontology annotation, biological process: regulation of DNA-templated transcription. Gene Ontology annotation, molecular function: DNA-binding transcription factor activity, RNA polymerase II-specific; zinc ion binding. The record is from RefSeq and is a predicted model, not a curated record. NCBI's taxonomy places the organism in Eukaryota, Fungi, Ascomycota, Eurotiomycetes, Eurotiales, Aspergillaceae. The transcript has 2 exons. Bases 1 to 1560 code for a protein of 519 amino acids.
AUGAUCUCUCAACCGAGGAAAAAGGCAUUCUCUAGGCGAUCAAGAACCGGGUGCCGAACUUGUCGAAUCAGACGCGUUAAAUGCGAUGAGACGCCUGGAGCGUGCCGCAAUUGUACUUCAGCAGGAUGGAAAUGUGAAGGAUACGAUGUCGUCCGACUUUUGCUGGCCGGCAAAAGUGACCAGAGACCGGAUCAGUCUCUAACACUCUACCGGCCCGCGUACAAUUGCCCUGGGGAAAGUCCAGAGGAACGAAGAGCAUUCGCAUAUUUCCAAACUGCUACCGUGCCCAAUAUGAACGGCUUCUUUGACUCGUGCUUAUGGAAGGAUCUGAUUCUUCCUAUGAGCCAUUCCGAACGAGCGGUCAUUCAUGCCGUCGUUGCACUCGCUACUUUGCAUGAAGACCUUCAAUUGCGAGGGGCCCCUCUAUCACGCGAAAAUUUGGCAAACCGUCGUCAGAAGUUUGCAAUCGGUCAAUAUGGUCGAUCCUUAGCUGCACUGAAUGAGCGGCGGUAUUCGCAAGAUCCAAAACUACGUGAUAUUAUUCUUACUUGCUGCUUGUUAUUUGUAGUAAUCAAUGUACUUCGCGGUCAAUAUGAUCCGGCGCUAUUACAUCUCAAAAACGGACUUGCGAUCGUUGAGGAAGAGCGCCGGUACUUUCAUGAAGGAUCCGGAGUCGUGCGUACUGCUGCUGAAAAGACACUUCUGGCGAUUAUAACCCGCUUGGAAACACAGUCUGUUUUCUUCGGUCCCCCUCCUGGAACAGAAUCCGCUUUGAGCUUCCUGCAUGAUAGAUUGGACGGGACUCUUUUCAAAACCGUUCAAGAAGUACAGGUGGUCUCGGACAGAAUCCUAGCCAGCAGCGUCCGCUUCUUCGCUGCUGUUUCCCGCUUCCCAGUCAAAGACCGCGUAGCUCAAUUACACCCUGGGCUAUCAGAUGCACAAAGCAAACUAAUUGCUCAAUACCGCGAGUUUAGGCAGCAGCUUGACAUGUCCAUGACUCAAUGCCUUCAUCCGACAUCUUUGAAAGAACAGCGAGGACUUGAUUUAAUCAUCUUGCAUCACAUCAGCUUUUCGAUACUAGUGGAGACUCUACUUUGCGGCGAGGAUCAGUCUAUCUACGAUGACUAUUCGAGCAACUUCCAGCAAAUGCUGUUCCUGUCAAACAAAAUCUCCCAAAGUUUCAAGGACGAGAGCAAUUCAAGCACUAGACCCACCUUACUCCUGGAUAUGGGCAUCAUUCCAUCACUGUUUUUCAUAUGCUGGAAAUGCAGGGACUUUGAUCUAAAGCAUCAGGCUCUCAAUGUGCUUGAAGAAUGGUCUCACCGAGAAGGCAUUUGGGAUUCUCGUCUAUUCUCUAUAUUCGCACGGCAAGUUAUUCAACUUGAAAAGGAGGCCAUGGCUGCAUCGAGUAAUCCGGGGUCUUGGUCAAAUAUACCACAGGACCAUUCCUUGGAGGUAUCACAAGAUCAAUCACACGUGAUACUCAGAUACCAGACACAUGAGCCAGGGAAAGGAGUGUUGAAACAGGAAAGAAUUAUCCCUCUUGAUGAAGACGAAUAA